AUGAACUCACCAGAAUCGUCCUCAAGCUCCCGCUCUCCGUCACCUUCUGCUGCCAACCAACUUCAAUUUGAUACGUCUGCUGCAACCCGCAAGCGACGCGCAGGCCACGGAUCACCACCUCCCCCUCGCCGCAGGAGAAACGGAGAGGGCACAUCGAGGACCGGCCCUCCGGGAGAGACAGCUCGGGAGAGAGAAACAGAGAAAAUCAUUGAUGGAGAGCUAAUGGUCAAGCUUAACCAAGCACUGGGCGAUCCGUUUGCCAUCGACUAUAACAAGAAAUGAUCAAACCUUUACGAUGUGUUAGAAGGGUUCUCGUUAUCAUGUUGCUUCUUCUCCGACCACCUUUGUCGUCGAUGUAUCAUAUCGGCGACUGGCAAUGAGAAUACCAUGUCAC
This is a messenger RNA of Dacryopinax primogenitus, 394 nucleotides long. RefSeq lists its product as uncharacterized. The coding region runs from base 1 to 282 and encodes 93 amino acids. The record is from RefSeq and is a predicted model, not a curated record. The transcript is spliced from 3 exons. NCBI's taxonomy places the organism in Eukaryota, Fungi, Basidiomycota, Dacrymycetes, Dacrymycetales, Dacrymycetaceae.